CAUGGUUUUCCCCAUGGAUGUCCUCAAGCUAGUCACACACUGGGUUCUUUCAUUCUUUAGAAUAGCUAGGAAGGUCAGAAGUUACAGUUUCCUCCAUAGAACCAACUCCCAACCUAGAUCUCAAUACAUCCAUGGCCACUACUUCUUUGAAGCUCUUCUCAAAUCAUCAUCUCCAUUCCCUUACUUCAUGCUUGUGGCCUUUGAAGGAGGGAGUCCCUUAAGAGCUCUCAUCCUCCUUCUUUCCUCUCCCCUCCUCUUCAUCCUUGGCUACAACAAAGAACUCACUCUUAGAAUCAUGGCCUUCAUCACCUUCUGUGGGUUAAGAACCAAGGACAUGCACCUUGUUUCAAGGGCAGUCCUUCCAAAGUUCUUCUUAGAAGACAUGCACCUCCAUCAUAAUCAACAAAGCACUCCACCACUCAUGUUCACUAGAUUCCCAAGAGUCAUGGUUGAAUGGUUUCUCCAAGAGUACCACCAUUCCCACUCUGCAACUGAAGUCAUAGCUCCUGAUCUUCACAUCAUCAAAGGCUCUUAUUUCUCUGGCCUUUUCCUCCCUGAACUCUACACAACUUUCACAAUUCAAAGAAACAACACCACCAAAAAACAACUAGUGUUUCAUGAUGGAAGACUAGCUUUCUUUCCAACACCCUUGGCUACCUUAGCUCUUUUCUUAUGGCUUCCUUUAGCCAUCCCUUUAUCAAUCACAAGAGCUCUAAUUGGCCUUCUCUUACCUUACAAAGCCUCAUACAUCCCCGGCUACUUCACUGGCAUCCGUCUCCGUAUAAUCAAUCCAACCACCACCACCACCACCACAACCAAAAAAAACUCAAGCAAUGGAACUCUCUACGUGUGCACUCACAGGACACUCCUUGACCCAGUCAUGCUAAGCACAGCACUUGCUCGGCAAAUCCCGGCCGUGACUUACAGCCUUAGCCGCAUGUCUGAGCUCAUUGCACCACUGCGCACAAUAAGACUAACAAGAAACAGGCUUCAAGACUCAGAAACAAUGAAGAGAUUAUUGAAAGAUGGUAACUUGGUUGUUUGUCCUGAAGGUACUACUUGCCGGGAACCUUAUUUACUCAGGUUCAGUUCAUUGUUUGCUGAGCUUGCUGAUGAGAUUGUUCCGGUGGCCGUUGAUGUUAGAGUUAGUGUGUUUUAUGGGACAACGGCGAGUGGGUUUAAGUGGCUUGAUCCUUUGUUCUUUUUGAUGAAUCCUUGGCCGGAGUAUAGUUUGGAGUUUCUUGGAGAGUUGCCGCCGGAAUUGACUUGCCGGAAGGGAGGGUGGAGCUCGGCGGAGGUGGCGAAUAGGAUUCAACGGCAGCUCGCCGGAGCUCUUGGGUUUGAGUGUACUGAGCUUACCAGGAAGGAUAAGUAUUUGGUGCUUGCUGGGAAUGAAGGAUUGGUUAACAAAAUUUAG
Messenger RNA from Dioscorea cayenensis subsp. rotundata (Guinea yam), 1417 nucleotides. RefSeq names its product glycerol-3-phosphate acyltransferase 1-like. NCBI's taxonomy places the organism in Eukaryota, Viridiplantae, Streptophyta, Magnoliopsida, Dioscoreales, Dioscoreaceae. Gene Ontology annotation, molecular function: glycerol-3-phosphate 2-O-acyltransferase activity; phosphatase activity. The coding region runs from base 2 to 1417 and encodes 471 amino acids. Gene Ontology annotation, biological process: cutin biosynthetic process. The record is from RefSeq and is a predicted model, not a curated record. Gene Ontology annotation, cellular component: membrane. The transcript has a single exon.